Theobroma cacao (cacao) is the source of this 4494-nucleotide messenger RNA. Lineage: Eukaryota; Viridiplantae; Streptophyta; Magnoliopsida; Malvales; Malvaceae. The record is from RefSeq and is a predicted model, not a curated record.
AUGGCUGGAAACUAUAGGUUUGUGAUGGACCAGAAAGAUAUUGUGAGGACAUUGAUUACAACUGUGGGAAGUUUUACACAAGAUCGGUUGAUCAAUAAAGAGCAGAGAAUCCAGCACAAAGAACAGUGUGCAGAGAGAUUGGCAGCCGAGGAUGGAAGCACAGACAAGGACAUGGAGGUUCGGUACUCUGAUCAAGCUGUACUAGCAAACUUAGAUUGGGGGAUUGAAGCCCUUGAAGAAGCUAUCAACACAUCCAAUGUGGAAACCAAGCAUGCACGGUUGGACUAUGCAGAGAAGAUGCUUCAAGUUUGUGCCAUGCUGACUUCUGAUCAGAAAACUGCUGGUGUCCCCAAUUCCUACCUCUCUGCAUGGGCUCAUUUAAACCUCUCCUACCUUUGGAAACUGCGUAACAAUGUUCAUAAUCCAGUUCUUCAUAUUCUUCAGAUGUUUAUUAUCGAUCCCUUUUUUGCAAGGAUUGAUUUUGCUCCUGAACUUUGGAAAGAGCUGUUCCUCCCACACAUGAGCUCAAUCGUUGGGUGGUAUUCAGAAGCUAGGCAUAGGCUUAUGAUGGAAGCAAUCCCUGAUUCUUCUGAUCUGUCAUUUACUGCUGAUUUUGAUCAAUUCUUCAAUGAAUCUUUGAUUUUCUCCAUGAGGCCAGACCAAGUUGAGAAACUGAAAAAAUUGGAGCAACUUUACGGAGAAUCAUUAGAUGAGAAUACGCGGUUGUUUGCUAAAUACUAUAAAGACUGUAUGAAUUCUGAUUCAACUGCUAGCAAGAAAGUAAUGGCUCCUAUGUUACCGAUUGCUGAGCCACCAAUGACUCCUCUACAUGAGGUGAGCCGGUCAAUCCCUGAUUAUGUAAAAUUCGGUCCUAUAUUGCCUAAAAGUGCCGGCUUCUCUCCAGUUCUCAAAUCUAAACAUGGCAGAAGAGAAGGAAACAACAGAAUGAUGAGUGCAACUUCAGUCUACUCACAUAAUACGGAUGAAUCUGCUGCAUGGGAUCCUCAUGAUGGUGUGCCUGAGGAAAAUGAAGAUGAUUCUGAGUAUAAGGAAAUCGGAUCAGCUCUGCAACCCAAAAAACUUAGGAAUCGAACACAUUCCCCCUCAAAUUUUUCACCUGUAGACACCCCCAAAACCUCUUCCUCCAAAAGUUCAUCUCCGAAACCUGAAGGGAAUUCUAGAAAGGAAUCGAAAUCGAUAUUGCGCCUUUUAUCCUGCCGUAUCACAGAUUCUAGUGAUCCUACCUCUUUGCCUAUCUCGCCAUGCAAGAGUAAUGACCACAGCAUAAGCUCAGGAGAGUCGGAUGGUGAAGUGAUAGUAUGUUUCUCAAAUACCAAAGAGAUGCAGAAAAGUUGUAGGAAGAACCGUGGUCGAGCUCAUAGUAUGAGUUAUGAUAAUGUGAAUAUCCGAACAUCGGAACAUAGUUCUCAAAAUGAAAGCAGUGAAGGUAACCAUAGCUGUGUUUCCCUCCCCUUAUCUGAGAAGCUGACACCGCAGUCAAGACCACCGAAAGAUUUUGUCUGCCCCAUCACAGGACAGAUUUUCAAUGACCCUGUUACUCUGGAAACAGGUCAAACAUAUGAAAGAAAAGCAAUUGAAGAAUGGCUAAAUAGAGGGAACACAACAUGCCCCAUUACUCGGCAACCUCUCUCUUCAAGCGCACUGCCUAAGACAAACUAUGUUUUGAAGAGGCUUAUAACAUCUUGGAAAGAGCAGCAUCCUGAACUUGCUCAGGAAAUUUCAUACUCUGAAACACAUAGGAAUUCAUUCAGCUCCCCCUUGGGGAAAGAAAUUGUAUUGGUUUCCCCAUCACCCAAAUCAUCCAAAGUCCCUGGUUGCAAGAGUAUAGAUGAUUAUGUUAACCAAAGGAGCAAAAGAUUUAUACGAGCAGCCGUAGCUACAUCACCAACCAGUGUGAUAUCUCAAGCUGCUGUUGAGACAAUUAUCAAUGGACUAAAACCUUUUGUGCCAUGUCUUUGUACUUCAAACAAUUUACAAGAAUGUGAAGCAGCAGUACUGGCAAUUGCUAGAUUAUGGAAGGAGUCAAAGGGUGAUGCUGCAGUUCAUUCUUAUUUAUCCAAACCAACAAUUGUUAAUGGGUUUGUGGAGAUACUGUCAGCUUCUUUGGACAGAGAAGUUCUCAGAACAUCAAUUUGCAUCCUUUCAGAGCUAAUUUUCACUAAUGAAAAUGUUGGGGAGACGUUGACCAGUGUAGAUUCUGAUUUUGAUUGUUUGGCUGCUCUGCUAAAGAAUGGCCUAGCUGAGGCUGCUGUUCUUAUAUACCAACUGAGGCCAGCAAUUGCUCAGCUUUCAUCUCAUGACCUUGUUCCCUCCCUUGUCCAGAUGGUACUACACAAAAAUGAAGAAUCGGAUGAUCUUCCGUCAGUAAUGGAACCCUCAGAUGCUGCUAUAGCAAUGCUUGAACAAAUAUUGAUGGGUGGGGAUGAAAAAAGCAGGUCCUUCAAUGCCUUGAGUGUAAUUUCUGCAAAUGGAAUUCCUCGCCUGGUCAAGUGUCUGGAUAGGAUGGAAAUAAGGAGGUCUAUUAUUUCCAUACUCCUGUGUUGUAUGAGAGUUGAUAAAAGUUGCAGGAAUCUGAUAGCAACUGGAAUUGAGCUUUCUUAUGUUCUUGAGUUAUUUCAUGCUGGCAACGAUAGUAUACGAGGCAUAUGCAUAGAUUUUUUGUUCGAAUUGGUUCAGCUGAAUAGGAGGACUCUCAGCAAUCAGAUGUUGGAAAUAAUUAGAACUGAAGGAGCAUUUAGCACUAUGCAUACUUUCCUUGUCUAUCUUCAGAUGGCCCCCAUGGAACAUCAACCUGCCAUUGCCACUCUUCUUCUGCAGCUUGAUCUCCUGGUUGAGCCACGGAAGAUGAGCAUUUAUAGGGAAGAAGCUAUAGAGGCAUUGAUUGAAGCACUCCACAGAAAGGAUUUCCCUAACCAACAAAUGAUAGUUCUAGAUGCACUCCUAUCUCUUUCAGGCUGUUUUACUUCUGCAGGGGAGUCCUAUAUCGAAGUUUGGCUACUCAAAAUGGCAGGGUUUGAUCAGCCUUACAAUGCUUUAAUAAAGACAAACUUGUUGCAAAAACAUGAAAAAGAUUUGAAUGAAACCAUGGAAGGGGAAGAGAAAGCUGCAUAUCUAUGGGAGAGAAGAGUGGCUUUUGUCCUGUGCAACCACGAAAAAGGUUCUAUUUUCAAAGCUCUGGAAGAAUGCUUCAAGAGUAAUUCCUUAAAAAUGGCAAAGUCAAGCCUUGUCAUUGCCACAUGGCUCACUUACAUGCUGUCAACACUGCCUGAUACUGGUGUAAGUCAGGCUGCCCGUGAAUCUUUGCUUGAUGAAUUUAUAAAUGUCCUCCAAUCAUCUAAGAACUUGGAGGAGAAGAUUUUGGCAGCCCUUGCUUUGAAAACCUUUAUCAAUGAUCCAGCUGCCCUUGAAGAAUUGGGAAAGUAUGCUAAAGGCAUCUACAAAACUUUGAGAAAGCUCAAGAGGAAUUCAGUUGUGGCCACUGAUAUACUGAAAGCUUUAAUGAAUUUGUCAUCCGUCAAUGCAAUGGAGUUGUGGAGUUGCACCGACAUCGUAGAACUAGAUUCAAGCACAAAUGGUGAGGUUCUGUGUAUGCUUCAUCUGAAGGGUUGUUUGAUAACCAGUCACUCAGAUGGAUCCAUAAAGGUUUGGGAUUCUGGGAAAAGGGGUUUAAGGCUGGUUCAAGAAGCUCGUGAGCACAUGAAGGCUGUUACAUGCUUGUAUGUCCCAUCUUCAGGUGAUCGACUAUACAGUGGCUCCUUGGACAAAACUAUUCGGAUAUGGGCACUCAAACCUGAAGAAAUUCACUGUAUUCAAGUUCAUGAUGUGAAAGAGGCAGUGCAUGAUUUGUCAGCCAAUUCUAAAUUUGCAUGUUUUAUUUCUCAAGGAAAUGGAGUUAAGGUGUAUAAUUGGACUGGGACUCCAAAGCAUAUAACUUUCAAUAAACAUGUAAAGUGCCUAGCCAUAACAGGGGAUAAGAUAUACUGUGGUUGCUCUGGCUACAGCAUCCAGGAACUCGACCUGUGCAGUUCUACAUGGAGCACAUUCUAUUCAGGAACAAGAAAACUGUUGGGGAAACAAACAAUAAAUGCCCUGCACAUAGAUGAUGGUCUUCUCUAUGCUGGAGGUUCUGCAGUUGAUGGAAUAGCAGGAAAGGUAUUCUCCCGAUCGUCUAAGGCAGUAAUGGGAUCCUUCCCAACGGGAUUCGACAUCCAACAAAUUGCUGUCAACAAUGACUUCAUAUUUACAGCUACAAAAUGUGGGAUCAUCGAGGUUUGGUUGAAAGAAAGAGUCACCAGAGUAGCUUCCAUUAAAAUGGGCAGCAAGGGACAUGCAAAGAUUACAUCCUUGGCUUCAGACAAGGAUGGAGGAAUGCUUUUUGCUGGUUCAUCUGAUGGUAAAAUCCAGGCUUGGUCUCUAGACUAAACUGGGUUUCAUUUGUAAAGAGCAAUGUAUCAACUAUCAAGUAAAUCAAAU